This is a messenger RNA of Ceratotherium simum simum (southern white rhinoceros), 276 nucleotides long. RefSeq names its product FXYD domain containing ion transport regulator 2 (gene FXYD2). Gene Ontology annotation, cellular component: membrane. Gene Ontology annotation, molecular function: sodium channel regulator activity. Gene Ontology annotation, biological process: monoatomic ion transport; regulation of sodium ion transmembrane transporter activity. Lineage: Eukaryota; Metazoa; Chordata; Mammalia; Perissodactyla; Rhinocerotidae. The record is from RefSeq and is a predicted model, not a curated record.
GCUGAGGGUGGAGGGAGGGAGUGCCACUAUUUCCAUCCAGGCCCUCUGCAACCGGCACUUCACGACUCUCCUCCACCGAGGACACAGCCCGCAGCUCCUGCCAUGGACAGGUGGUACCUGGGAGGCAGCCCCAAGGAAGAUGUGGACCCAUUCUACUACGACUACGAGACUGUCCGCAAUGGGGGCCUGAUCUUCGCUGCCCUGGCCUUCCUCGUGGGGCUUAUCAUCAUCCUCAGCAAAAGAUUCCGCUGCGGGGGCAAAAAGCAGCACCGGUGA